AUGAAGAUCUUUGCUUUCUUGCUGAUCUUAGUUUUAGUUUCUGCUACAAAUCAUCAACACCGACUUAAUUACACUAAACAGAGAUCGAUCACAGCUGUGAUGGCUGAGGUGGAAUUGAAGAUAAAAUCCCAUGCUCCAUUGGAUGCUGUCUUGAAUAUACUCACAUUAUUCAGAGAUUCCGUUAAUGAGGAAUAAGUCAAUCACGACCAAAUUUUUGUUGUAGAAUUAAAUGAAUGUUAAGGCGAAUACGAUUUUAGAAAUGCUGAAAUUCAAAACGCUAGAAGUACUCUAAGAGACUCCAAUGCUCAAUUAAACAUUUGUCAAUAUUCAAAAUAAAGAACGAUUGAAUAACAAUAGGUCAAUUAGUAACAAGAGAACACUUUCCAGUAGCAUUUGAAUACAAUCUUGAAAACAGCAGAUUCAGAGUCAGCCUAUUUCAAGAAGAGAAGUCGAUAGUAUGAAGAUUCAUUAAAUUCCAUAGAAGAAGCAUUGACAAUAUUGUAAGGAAUCUCAUUUGGGUAUAGAAGUUUUUCAGAAUUAAGUAAGGUGAGUCAGCGUAUGCUAUAAACAUCGUUUGAUAUCAAAAAAACUCCAAUUUAUGCUCCCAUUUUUAAUGCUUUCAUUUAAUUGGCAAAUCAAGGAGAAUCAGUUGAUUUGAGUUCACUUCAAUAGGUUGAACAUUUGCUUAAGGAUUUGAAAUCAGCAAUAAAAGAUGCAUAUAAUUAAUUCACAGAAUCAAAUGCUCAAAGUGUAGCUUAGUUCAACUCAUCAAAAGAGAAGGUCAGCAAGGUGUUAUCAAGAUUACAAUAAUAAUACGAAAGAUAAUAAGUAAAAUUAGAUAAAUUGUCUGCUUGCAUCGGAGUUCAAUCAGCAGUUUCGAAUUCCGCAUCAUCAAAAUAACAAAGAAAUUAACAAUUAUUGGAAUAAGCUGAAGCUUUGUGCUCAACCUUUUAGACUGAGUACAAUUAUGGUACUCAAUCAAGAAGGAAUGAAAUCUAAUUGGUGAAUCAACUUGAAGACAUGGUCAGAUAGAGAUUCGAAUAAGUGCAUGAGGCUAAGCCAGUGUUGUACUAUGCCAAAUUGAAAUAUUGA
Messenger RNA from Paramecium octaurelia, 1092 nucleotides. The record is from the annotation of a GenBank genome assembly. Lineage: Eukaryota; Ciliophora; Oligohymenophorea; Peniculida; Parameciidae.